AUGGCUUUAGAACAACCCAGUCCACAGUUGUUCAGUGUCUCAUAUCAUUCUGAGGGCAACCAUCAUGAAGAGCAGAGGGACCUUGCGGAGAAGAUUGACAACUAUCGGUCGCUAAGUUUGCCCGUCUUAAAUGGUUGUUGUAAAUCAACCUUUCAAGAAUUUGAAAAAAAAGUUGUAGACACAUCUCAAACAGCAAUUGUUGGAGCAAAAAGAAGUUUUAUGUAUAGUGUUCAAAGGGAAUCAGACUUCAGAGUUGGCCAUCAUAGGAACCUGUCUACUCAAAGCAGUGCACCUUCCAGUAGGACAAUCUUUUCUUUUGCGGCAUCCAGUUUUCUAGGUGCGGGAAACACAGAUAAAAUAGAAUCUACUAGCAGUACCAACAAUAAAAAAGGCGUCUCUCAAUCAGUGACACUUUCUACAAUAAAAAGCAACCAUUGUCUUGGCGUAACAUUGACAGAUUCCCGAUGUUUCCUUGUCUGCAUGUCUUUUUUAACUUUCAUCCAGUCAUUGAUGGUGUCUGGUUAUUUAAGCAGUGUGAUAACCACUAUUGAAAGACGGUAUAGCUUGAAGAGUUCCGAGUCUGGUCUCCUGGUCAGCUGUUUUGAUAUCGGCAGCCUUUUAGUGGUGGUUUUCAUCAGCUACUUUGGAGGACGAGGUCACAGGCCACGCUGGCUAGCUAUAGGUGGUUUAUUUAUUGCUGUAGGAGCAGUUCUUUUUUCCUUACCUCACUUCAUUUCUCCACCAUAUCAAAUUCAGGAGAUUAACUCUUCUGAUGCAAAUCAAGGGUUGUGUAUGAAUGGCAAUACCUCUGCCAAAGAUUCAUUAGAGUCGUCAAUGUGCCCAAAUGACUCAGGAGGGAAAGACCAUUCCCUUUAUGUAGCUUUAUUCAUCGUUGCUCAGAUUCUCAUUGGCAUGGGAUCCACACCCAUCUAUACCCUGGGUCCAACUUACUUAGAUGACAACGUCAAGAAGGAAAAUGCCUCACUCUACCUAGCAAUCAUGUACGUUAUGGGUGCCCUAGGUCCAGCUGCAGGAUAUUUGUUAGGAGGCGUUCUUAUCGGAUUUUAUGUUGAUCCCAGAACCAUUGUUAACAUUGAACAGAGUGACCCCCGCUUCAUUGGUAACUGGUGGAGUGGAUUCUUGCUGUGUGCAAUGGCAAUGCUACUUGUUAUCUUCCCAAUGUUUACUUUCCCCAAAAAACUUCCACCUCGCCAGAAGAAAAAGAAGAAAAAGAAAAGUAAUUCAUACGACGUGUCCAGUGAUGACGAUGUGAUGAAAGAAAAAUCCAGCAACAAAGUAAAAACAGACACUGGUGUUGGCCCAUCCAUUGGUUUUGGCCAGAAUUUUGGAGACCUUCCAAGAGCAGCAGUAAGAAUUUUAAGCAACAUGACAUUCCUUUUUGUGAGUUUGUCAUACACAGCUGAGAGUGCCAUUGUCACCGCUUUUAUUACCUUCAUUCCCAAGUUCAUCGAGUCACAGUUUGGCAUCCCAGCUUCCAGUGCCAGCAUCUACACUGGCCUGAUUAUUGUGCCCAGUGCUGGUGUUGGGAUUGUGUUAGGUGGCUACAUCAUCAAGAAACUUAAACUGAGUGCAAGAGAAUCUGCAAAGUUGGCAAUGAUCUGUAGCGGUGUGUCCCUGCUCUGUUUCUCUACCCUGUUCAUUGUGGGAUGUGAGAGUAUUAAUCUUGGUGGAAUUAAUAUACCUUACACUACUGGGAAUCUAACAGGUGGCUGUAAUGUUAACUGUGGUUGUAAAAUACAUGAAUACGAGCCAGUGUGUGGAUCGGAUGGAAUUACAUACUUCAAUCCUUGUCUUGCUGGAUGUGUCAAUGUGGGAAAUCAAAGCAUUGCUGUAAGAAAUUAUACUGAAUGUGCCUGUGUCCAAAGCCGACAGGUCAUAACUCCAUCAACAGUGGGCCAGCGCAGCCAACUCCGAGUGGUUAUUGUCAAGACCUAUCUGCAUGAAAAUGGUUAUGCUGUGUCGGGGAAAUGUGAUCGAACCUGCAAUACGCUCAUUCCAUUUCUGAUAUUUCUCUUUAUCGUUAGUCUCAUCACAGCGUGUGCACAACCCUCAGCCAUCAUCGUGACUCUCAGGUCUGUGGAUGACGGUGAGAGGCCUUUUGCAUUAGGAAUGCAGUUUGUUUUGCUGAGAACUCUUGCUUACAUUCCUACACCGAUCUACUUCGGGGCUGUUAUUGAUACAACUUGCAUGCUUUGGCAGCAGGACUGUGGAGUGCAAGGCUCCUGCUGGGAAUACAACGUGACAUCAUUUCGUUUCGUUUAUUUUGGACUGGCAGCUGGUUUGAAAUUCUUAGGAUUCAUUUUUAUAUUUCUGGCCUGGUAUUCCAUUAAACACAAAGAAGACCAGUUGCAGAGGAGAAGGUGGCGGGCCUCCCCAAUAAGCACAGUCAGUGAGAUGAUCGGCAACGCGAGAGCUGAGCCAAAUUAUGAACGGGCCAGAUCCUGCCCCUCCUUUGGCGCCAGGGAAGAGCCAAAUGAAGACAGUAGCAUAGACAAAGGAAUCCAACACAUAGCACAAACCUAUCCUGGGCCUUUCCUGGAAGCAAUAAAUUCAUCCUUCGAGAAUUCUCAAGAAGAGACCCCAGCUGAUGCAUAGUUUGGAUAGUCAGAGUCCAUUUUCCUGACCAAGUUUAGUAUGGCGCCUUGUGCAACACGUGCCUUUUAUAUGAACUAAAUACAAAUGGAUGAAU
Messenger RNA from Nanorana parkeri, 2710 nucleotides. RefSeq names its product solute carrier organic anion transporter family member 5A1 (gene SLCO5A1). Gene Ontology annotation, biological process: transmembrane transport; sodium-independent organic anion transport. Gene Ontology annotation, cellular component: membrane. The transcript is spliced from 9 exons. The record is from RefSeq and is a predicted model, not a curated record. NCBI's taxonomy places the organism in Eukaryota, Metazoa, Chordata, Amphibia, Anura, Dicroglossidae. Gene Ontology annotation, molecular function: protein binding. The coding region runs from base 1 to 2616 and encodes 871 amino acids.